AGAGUGCUUGAGAUGGUGUGCAAGCAGCUUGGUUGUUUCUGCAUUGCUUUGCAGAGAGACAGUAUUCACCGCCCGUGCGUACAGACGGGUUUAGCGCGCUAGCCGCUUGACUGCGGUUCAAUUAGCCUUCACAGCCCUGGUUGUGAUCACAACACAAAGGAGAAACGCACAGAUGUGAUAUUGACGUGCCACAGCCGCCUGGGCUGUCUUAUAAAGCAAUGGCGCACAACGUAAAUGAAAAUUAACAUUUCUUAAGUAAAUGCAUGACAGGGUUAAUGCAUAAAGUGGACGGGAGGUCUUUUCAGUGACCAUUGCGCCCUCCGGUGGAUUUAAAUUGUCAUUUGAAAUUGCCAGCUGUGGGAAUCGCAGCUGCGCAGAGACGCGUGCAUUUAGCGCGGGGUGUAUCUGUGUACAAGCCCUGCUGAUCCUGGACGCAUUGCAGCCUCAACUCUGUGCAUCAUCUUAACCAUUGAAUCACCUGCUAGCUCUCACAGUCACGCUGAAAAAAAAAGAACUACAGCCCCCAGAAGCCCCCGCGGCACUGUUCCAGCCAGCGCGGCCCUUCAUCACACAGAUCACGCGUCUAGAUCCCGCCCCUUGCUUGUGAUAGGUGCGCGGGUUUGCAAUCCGGCUCCCGAUUGGUCUGCGGCGUGUGUCGGUCCCGGAGGUGCCGCUCGCAGUGACAGGAAGACAGUUAUUAUUUUAGAGUGGAGUGCAGUGUCAGGCCCCUCCUCUCUCUGCCUGUGUGUCUGCGUUCACACUGGGAUCGAGGAUGGAGGUCCCGUCGUACCAGUCCCGACUGCUCGGCGAGCUCAACGAACAGCGCAAGCGUGAUUUCUUCUGCGACUGCAGCGUGCUGGUGGAGGGGCGUCUCUUCAAGGCUCACCGCAACGUGCUGUUCGCCAGCAGCGGCUACUUCCGCGCCCUGCUGGUGCGCUGCCUGCAGGAGCCCGGCCGGCUGGGCAGCACCGCCGUGCUGGACAUCGUGACGGCCGACGCUUUCGCACUCAUCCUGGACUUCGUGUACUCGGGCAGGCUGGAGCUGCGCAGCGACAACGUCAUCGAGGUCAUGAGCGCCGCCAGCUACCUGCAGAUGACCGACGCAGUCAGCACCUGCAAGAGCUUCAUCCGCUCCUCCCUGGAGAUCUGCAGCCGCGAGAGGGAGGGGCUGGCGGACAGCGGCACGGGGGGGGUCUCUGAUGAGCCCAUGCUGCCGCCCGGCUCCGAGAGCGAGGGCUCCACCAGAGGGGAGGAGCUCCCCGGCUUUCUCCCCGUGGAUCUGGCUCUGAAACCCCCUCCUGCCUCCUCCUCAUCUGCGGACAAGCCCAGCCACUCCCCCCCCUCCUCCUGCUCCUCCUCCUCCUGCUCCUCCUCCUCCCUGCUCCUCAUGGGCCUGGCCAACCCCAAGACAGAGUUCGACCCCGAGGAGGAAGGGGAGGAGUCAGUGGAGGAGAAGCCCCCGUUCCACGCCCCGCCCCCGGACGGCGACAGGCCCAGCCCCUGCUCCCAGCCCCCUGGCAGCGACGGCUACCCUGUGAAGCAGUUCCUGGAGGCUCUGCUGAGGGGCGGGGAGCCCAGGAGGGAGGAGCUGCUGCAGCACUUCACCCACAGCCUGGGGGGGGGGAGCAGCGGGGAGGAGGGGGGCGGCUUCUCCACGCCGUCCCUCAUGGAGAUCCACAGUGACUGGUAUGGGGAGGACACAGGAGACGGCCUGAUGGCGUCGGUGAAGCUCCACAGGUGCCCGUUCUGCCCGUACACCGCCAAGCAGAAGGGCAUCCUGAAGAGACACAUCCGCUGCCACACCGGGGAGAGACCCUACCCCUGUGAGACCUGCGGCAAGAGAUUCACCCGACAGGAGCACCUGAGGAGCCACUCUCUGAGCGUGCAUCGCUCCAGCUGGCCCGUCGUGUGUAAGGGUUGCCGGCGCACGUUCUCAGGCAGUGUCUCUCACGGGCUGAAGCGCUUCGGGCUGUGCGACGGCUGCACCUGCGUCACCACCACGCACGAGGACCCUGCCCCCAUCAACCUCAGCCAGUCAGAGGGGGCCGAGCGCAGUGACGGGGACGCCGAUUGGCCCGUCUACAUCGGGGAGUCGGGGGAGGCGGAGCCGAGGGGAAGGGAAGGGGAGGAGCUGGAUGACAAGCACCAGCUGCACAGGCAGCUCUCGGAGUGCGAGGGGUUAAUGUAGGAGAGUGAGGCGGGGAGCGGCGCAUUGAACAGAACGUCUCUCUGAGUCUGACUAGUCCUUCAUGACGUUGCUGACAUUCAGCUACACAACUGUGCCAUAUGAACCAUUAGAACAGGACUGACGCGCCUCAGCUCCAAAUAUAAGAGCAAUCUCUGAAAAACGGUCUGUUCAGUCCCAACCCUAAUAAUAAAAAGAGGUUACAAAAAAUAAAACCCUGUUAGUAUGUGAAAAAGCAGGACACGAUGCAACAGUUCUGUUCCCCAACCCCAAAACUACGAGAUCCAGCUUCUUGAGGCACGGAGACUGAACUGCUCCCUCCCUCCCUCACCCCCUAAGAGAAAGGGGGGCAGGCUUGCGGCACCAAAAUAUUGGGGGAAAAAAAUGAAGAAACAAAACAUGUUCAAACUUUUCUUUUAGGGUGCAAGCCAUCGCUGCAUUGGUUUGGUUUUCAGUUGAGAGAACAGCCAUUCUAGGAAGAUCAGUAACAGUGCAACAUGUUUGUGAAAGUGCAGUACCAUGUGAACAGUAUUUCUGCUGAUUGACAGUGAUCCUGGUUAUUCUGUAUACUUUGUUCUGGUUCUGGUUCUGGUUCUGGUGCAUUGUUCACGUGUAGGUCUCGUGUGUGCAGCCAGGCUCCUGUAGACUAGCCGAGCACAGAGAGGCACAGUGUUAUAUGUAUAUACAGGAUGUAUUGAAAAGAGUCAUUUUGUGAAUUUCCUGUGUGUUUGUUUGUCUGGAGCAAUUGGUUUUGCACUUUGCAAUAAAUACAGUACCUUGCUAA
Molecule: messenger RNA, 2969 nt
Organism: Polyodon spathula (Mississippi paddlefish)
Lineage: Eukaryota; Metazoa; Chordata; Actinopteri; Acipenseriformes; Polyodontidae
Gene: zbtb8b
Product: zinc finger and BTB domain containing 8B
Exons: 4
Coding region: 773-2188 (471 amino acids)
Biological process (GO): regulation of transcription by RNA polymerase II
Molecular function (GO): protein binding; DNA-binding transcription factor activity, RNA polymerase II-specific; RNA polymerase II cis-regulatory region sequence-specific DNA binding
Source: RefSeq, a predicted model, not a curated record